UUUCGAAGAUUGUUUACGUUUUUCCUUGCAUUUUGUAGAGAAAAUUGCAUAAAGAUUUUCAAGUUUUCUCCUAGUUUUUUUCUGCAAAACUCUUUAGAAAUCCGAUCAAUUACUAAAUAUCAACUCAUUAUAUAGUAAAUUGAAUGAUAAUUCUACCAAAAUGAGUUCCAAUAUCACGAGUGUGUGCAUCGCAAUUAUUGGCAAGGAUAACUCGCCUCUCUUCAUCGCCACAACGGAUUUAGAUCGUGAACUCGAGCUGCAUUAUAGUGUUCACGCUUCGCUGGACAUCAUUGAGGAGAAAUGCAUGCCCGCAUCCGGAAAACAGUCUGUUGACUCUCGAGAUCUGUAUCUAGGGAUGCUGUAUUCAACUGAGACAGACAAGAUUUAUGGCUAUGUGACGAACACAAAAACCAAAUUUAUCAUCGUGAUUGACUCAGGAAAUUCCGCUCUGAGAGAGAAUGAAGUGCGCUCCAUGUUCAGGAAUCUGCAUAUCCUCUACACGGAUGCUAUUUGCAAUCCUUUCUACACUCCAGAGGAGCCCUUGACCUCCAAAGCCUUCGAUCGGAGUGUCCGGAACAUCAUGUCGGGGAAUGUUUAGUUGCGCCACCGCGAAAUUAUUCGCUUUCGCAGCUAAUCAUGCGAUAAAUUAAGUGGAAAAUCAAUUGGGAGGGCAUCAAAGAGACACUUUGUGAAAUCUUUGGCAUUCGCAGAGCAUAUAAAGAGACAUUUAGUGACCAAAUCAACUGUAUUUCCAGUCAAAGUGCGGGACAAGAUGGUCAAUUUUCGGUUGGUUCUGUUGCUCUGUCUUGUGGGACUUUGGAUUCCCGCCUCAGCAGUUCCAGUGCUUAAUGAGGAUCCAGCUAAUCUAGCGCGAGUCCAGAUCCGUGUCUAUCGUGGCCCUGAAGACGUCCA
Messenger RNA from Phlebotomus argentipes, 912 nucleotides. RefSeq names its product trafficking protein particle complex subunit 2-like protein. The record is from RefSeq and is a predicted model, not a curated record. Bases 161 to 598 code for a protein of 145 amino acids. Gene Ontology annotation, biological process: endoplasmic reticulum to Golgi vesicle-mediated transport. Gene Ontology annotation, cellular component: nucleus; TRAPP complex; cytoplasm. The transcript is spliced from 4 exons. NCBI's taxonomy places the organism in Eukaryota, Metazoa, Arthropoda, Insecta, Diptera, Psychodidae.